This is a messenger RNA of Vanessa atalanta (red admiral), 3210 nucleotides long. Its product is annotated as facilitated trehalose transporter Tret1-like. The record is from RefSeq and is a predicted model, not a curated record. Gene Ontology annotation, molecular function: transmembrane transporter activity. The transcript has 14 exons. Gene Ontology annotation, cellular component: membrane. Bases 129 to 1760 code for a protein of 543 amino acids. Gene Ontology annotation, biological process: transmembrane transport. Lineage: Eukaryota; Metazoa; Arthropoda; Insecta; Lepidoptera; Nymphalidae.
CAAUUGUAAACAGUUUAAACCAUUCGAGCAAACAAUCGACACGCGUUAUUAUACCUAUAAGAAAUGACAUUAUUACUCGUUCCGUUGAUUCUUUUAAAAGAUCGCGAGACAUGUUAAAUUAUUAAAACAUGGCGCCAUUAACGAAGGAAAAUAAUUUAUUAAAUGAAGCACAUCACUACGGUUAUAAAAAGAAUUUCCGCACAGCUCUGCCACAGUUACUUGCAGUUAGCGUAAAGAACCUUUUACUUCUAGGGUAUGGAAUGACACUCGGCUUUCCGACUAUUCUUAUUCCUGCUGUAAAAGAACCGGUCAAAGGAGAAAAUCUGCAUCUAGAAAGUUCGGAAAUAUCAUGGAUAAGUUCAAUCAAUUUAAUAGUAGUUCCGGUGGGUUGCGCGUUGUCCGGCAUAGUGACAUCACCGUUGGGCCGUCGUCGCGCCAUGCAGAUGGUGAACGUACCCUUUUUCAUUGCAUGGUUGAUAUUCCACUUUUCAACCAACACUGGUCAUCUCUAUGGAGCUCUUUUCCUAACAGGACUAGCGGGUGGGCUUCUUGAGGCACCAGUGCUGACGUAUGUCGCUGAGAUCACACAGCCGCAUCUCCGAGGUGCACUGACUGCUACAAGCACCUUGUGCAUUACUAUUGGAGUUUUCACACAGUUCCUAUUCGGUCUACUCUUCUACUGGCGAACGGUAGCACUCAUCAACAUCAUAUUUACGAUCUUAGCAGUUAUCGCAUUGUGUUUUGUACCAGAAUCACCUCACUGGCUUGUAUCUAGAAAAAGACACAAUGAAGCAAUGGAGAGCUUACAGUGGCUUCGAGGUUGGACCAGUAAGGAAGUUGUCGAAGAUGAAUUGAAGGAUAUACAAGCUUUGUACAAAAGAAAAGAAGCGGGAACCAAGGAUCAGGAGGAAACAUUGAAGGAAAAAAUUAUGUUGUACCUCGAUAAAACAUUUUUGGUGCCUUAUUUUCUUGUCUCAUUUAGCUUCUUUGUGGGACAUUUUAGUGGAAUGACAACCUUACAGACAUACGCAGUGACGAUAUUUCAGAUGUUAGAGGCGCCAAUCGACAAAUAUUACGCUACCCUCAUCCUAGGCAUCCUACAAAUCCUUGGUUCUAUUACCUGUGUGAUGCUGGUUCAUUAUACAGGAAAGAGACCUCUGACAUUUUUCUCUACUGCAACCGCUGGAAUAUGUUGCCUUCUAGUUGCUGUUUACGAGGGUUUUAUUAAAAGUAACUUGGUAUUAAACAUUACCACGACUUUCGAUGACUUUAACAAUACCACGUUAAUUGAUGUCGUUAAUAACGAUUUGAAUAAUCCAUAUUCUUGGAUUCCUACUGCGUUACUUUUGAUAGUAGCUUUCGUUACUUCUGCUGGAAUACGACUUCUUCCUUGGAUUUUAAUUGGAGAGGUAUUUAGUACAAAAACAAGAUCGGGAGCUGCGGGUUUGGCCAGUGCUAUUGGAUACAUCUUCGGUUUUUUAACUAACAAAAUAUACAUCAGUAUGUUAGAAAAACUGUCAAUUUUGGGAACAUAUACCCUUUACGGAUUUAUUUGUUUGAUCGGUUGCUUAGUGUUCUACUUCAUUUUGCCAGAGACAGAAGGAAAGGCAUUAAUAGAUAUCGAAAAUCAUUUUGCUGGUGUUAAAAGAUUGACAAAUGAAGUGUACAAGACAAAGAAAAAACAAAAUGUGGAAGCUUCAAAGAUGCGAGAUUUGAAAGGAACGUCGAAUCCAACAUUUGAAGGAGACAAUGCGAUUUAGUAAUCAAUAAGCUUUAUUUAUAUAAUUAAUAAGUACCUUACAUAUAUUUAUUUUUAAGCCACUUAGUUAAUAUUAUUUUAUCAGUGACUAUUACUGCUCUGAAUGAAAGCUUUCCUCACAGUAGCACAAUAUUCAGUAGGUACCUGCCUUUCAAUCUAAAGUAUAUAUUGGAGAAAGCGCAUGUGUUCCUGACUAAUGAAGAUAAAAUAUUCACAAUUUAAUAAGAAACAUUUCGUAUUGUUUUUGUUUUAGUUUACUAUUGUGUUUUAAAAUAUUUUUAACACAUUUUAACCAUCAUACAAUUUGAAAUGAUUGUUCGUAGACAUACAUAUAACAAGUUUAAAAUAUAACAAAAAGACAUGAAAGAAAAAAAAAGAAUAUAACUGACCAUAUGAUACUGUGUGGCUAUUUACUGCAACUUCAGAGCGGCUAAACGAAUAUUAACACCAUUGUACAAUUUGAAGUGAUUGUUCAUAGAAACACAUAACAAGUGUAAAAUAUAACUCCAAGACAUGAAAGGAAAAAAUUAUAUAUUUGAUUAUAAAAUGCUAUGUGGCUACUUGGAGCAACUUCAGAGUGGCUAUGUUAAUAUUUAUGUUUUGUUGAAUAGGAAAGGAAAAUAAGUAAGGCCUUCUGGCCUUUGUUGAUGCACUAAGCAUGAACUAAAUUGUUUUUUUUUUUUUUAAACCCAAUAAGGCCAUAGUCAAUGAAUAAAUAAAACAGGCAAUCUUCGGAAGUCCUAAAGAAAAGCUUCCAUUUAAUAUCAAUGUUACAUUACUUAUGUGCAAUACAGUACAAAGGUGAGAAGAAAUAUGCAAUUAAAACAUAUAUAAUGAAUGAUUUAUACAAAAUUACUUACUUCUAUGGAUAACAUAAAUACAAAUACAAUUGUUGCAAUAAAUGCAUAUUAUGUAUGUAUAUAUACAUAUAUGCUGUAGGCUAUAUGCAAUUAUUAUAAUCAGUUACAUGACAUAAUACUAUCUCAUAAUUGAAUAAUUUAAUAUAUGUAGAUGUGGUAUUGAUAUCACUCCAUCAAUCAUGGGUCUAUAUAAAUUGCUAAGUAACAUUGAUGUCUUUAUAAGCAAUAGCUAUAUAAAACAGCUUAAAAGUGUAUGUAUUCUUAUGUUUCCAUCUGUCAAUUUUCUUCUAUGUAACUUUUUCAAUUGUUCAUAAAGUAACUAACAGAUACUGAACUUUGUAGCAAUAGUGCUAUUCUUCUUAAAAGUUACUGUAACAGCAUUUCAUAAAAUAUAAACCACUAUGUUACGAAAGACAAUUCAAGUCUCAUUCUCACAUUGAGUCCAUUGAGCCUAUUUGUGAUUCAAGUGACAGAGUACCAUGAAAGCAAAUCAUGAAAUUUUAAACAAAAAUUUGUAUUGUUAACUAUUUUAAAAUAGAUACUUCACAGAGAAACCAAUAUUUUUCAAUGACAACAGUAAUCUGUGAUUAA